This is a messenger RNA of Bufo bufo (common toad), 1209 nucleotides long. RefSeq names its product keratin, type I cytoskeletal 15-like. The transcript is spliced from 6 exons. Gene Ontology annotation, molecular function: structural molecule activity. The record is from RefSeq and is a predicted model, not a curated record. NCBI's taxonomy places the organism in Eukaryota, Metazoa, Chordata, Amphibia, Anura, Bufonidae. The coding region runs from base 1 to 1209 and encodes 402 amino acids.
AUGAGCUACAGUUUCAGUCAAGUUGGAUCCUCCAGAAUGAGCAGUGGUGUGUCCUCCAGGCUUUCUGAUGGGAUCUACAGAGCAGCCAGUGUCCAUGGUGGUGGAUAUGGAGGAUCAAGUAUCUCCUUUUCCAGUGCAUCUGCUGCCUCAGCACGUGGCUUGGGCUCUGGAUUUGGAGGUGGAGCAGGCUAUGGCUCAGGAUCAUCCUUCAGUGCCAGCUUCAGCGCUGGUGGAGCUGGAGCUGGGGACAGAUUACUUUCUGGAAAUGAGAAGUAUACCAUGCAGAACUUAAACGACCGUCUUGCCAACUACCUUGAUAAAGUACGAUCUUUGGAGGCAGCGAAUAAUGAUCUAGAGGCCAAGAUCCGUGAUUGGUAUUCAAAGCAGGGGUCUGUGACAGUUCAGGAGCAGAACUUUGCUGGCUUCUACAACACAAUUGAUGAGCUCCGUGAUAAGAUUUUUGUGGCAACAAUCAACAACUCAAAAGUGAUUUUGGAGAUCGAUAAUGCCAGACUGGCUGCUGAUGACUUCAAACUUAAGUAUGAGAAUGAACUUUCCCUGCGCCAGAGUGUUGAAAAUGAUAUCUAUGGACUUAGGCGUCUCUUGGAUGAGCUGACAAUGACAAGAGCAGAUCUGGAGCUCCAGAUUGAAGGUCUCAAGGAGGAACUGAUUUACCUGAAAAAGAACCAUGAGGAGGAAGUUAGCGAGACGAGACAGCAAACUGCUGGCACUGUCAAUGUGGAACUGGAUGCUGCUCCUGGAGUUGAUCUGCUCAAGACUCUCAAUGACCUCAGGGAACAAUAUGAGCAAGUUGCCGAGAAAAACAGAAGAGAAGCUGAAGCUUGGUUCCUUGGUCAGGUUAAAAGCUUGCAGAAUGAGGUCGUUACCAGCACACAGCAAUUACAAACCAACAAAUCUGAGAGCACAGAACUAAGGCGCAGUCUACAAGGACUUGAAAUUGAACUUCAGUCAUUGCUCAGCGCUAAAGCCGGUCUGGAAUCUUCAAUAGCAGAGACAGAAGGUCGUUAUGCUGCACAACUGUACCAGAUACAGUCUCAUAUCAGCAGCAUUGAAGGACAGCUUGGUGAUCUCCGCUCAGAUCUUGAACGCCAAAACCAAGAGUACAAAACCCUGCUAGACAUCAAGAGCAGACUGGAGCAGGAAAUUGCUACAUACCAUCAGCUCCUAGAGGGAGAGGGUGGAAAGUAA